AUUUGGUGCCACAUUUUAUAAGAAGUUAGGACUAUAAAAGUGAAUUAUCUCUCCUAUGAAUUGCCCAUUCUUUGGAUUAAAAACACAAGACGCGCGAGGAAAUAUGAAAGUCUUCAUUUUAUUAAGCAUCAUAGCCGUGGCUAUUGCCGACCUAACUUGCCCAAGAAACCAACAUUAUGAAACUUGCGGAAGUGCAUGUCCCGUAACUUGUAAGAAUUAUAAAAAUCCUCCUAAAGUAUGUGUUCUUAUGUGUGUUUCCGGGUGUUUCUGUGAUAAAGGAUACGUCAAAACAGAUGAUGACCAAUGCGUGAAACCCAAUGAAUGCCCAGAUAUGCAAAAGGCUUGCCUUCAGGAGCCUGAUGGAGGUCCUUGUAGAGCAAAUUUCGUUCAGUGGUAUUACAAUCCGAAGACAGGAACAUGCUCUGAAUUCGUUUACGGCGGAUGCUUAGGAAAUGGAAACAGGUUUGACAGUGAAGAAGAAUGUUUGGAAAACUGCAAAGAUGUAAUAGUGUGGAAAUCGCAGCCGGCUCAAUGUGAAUUGCCAGCAGAGCCCGGAGUUUGCCGUGGAUUUUUUCGCAGGUAUUACUUUGAUCAGACAACAGGCCAUUGCCAAGAAUUUAUCUACGGAGGCUGUGGCGGAAACAAAAAUAACUUCGAGACACAGGAGCAGUGCGAGCAAACUUGUGGCAAACGUGCAGGUUUGCAAGUAUGCGAUGAAAAUCAGGAAUAUCAGGAGUGUGGAACUGCUUGUCCUCUAACCUGCAAUAAUUACAAAAAUCCACCCAAAAUGUGUCCUCUCAUGUGCGUUUCAGGAUGUCAUUGCGUUAAAGGAUUCGUGAAAACAAAUGACGGACGUUGUGUAAAACCUGAAAACUGCCCAAAUCAAGCGUGUUCCGAAAACCAGCAUUACGAAUCCUGCGGAACGGCCUGCCCGUUGACUUGCAAGAACUAUGAAAAUCCUCCCAAAAUAUGUGUUCUUAUGUGCGUUUCUGGAUGUUUCUGUGACGAGGGAUACGUCAAGACCGAAGACGGUCGCUGUGUGAAACCUGAAGAAUGUCCAGCGCAGGCAAACCAUGUUGAGAAGACUUGUACGGACAAGCCCGACACAGGCAUGUGCAGAGGAUAUUUCCCAAUGUUCUAUUACGACGCCCAGACAGGAACUUGCAAAAAAUUUAUAUAUGGUGGUUGUCAAGGAAACGGAAACCGAUACGCUACUAUACAAGAAUGCAUGGAAUACUGCGGAGGAGUUUGCGCUGAAAACCAGGAAUACAAGCAAUGCGGAAAAGCUUGCCCCUUGACAUGUGACAACUAUGACAAUCCACCGAAAAUAUGCCCUGCCAUGUGUGUUUCAGGAUGCCACUGUGUCAAAGGUUUCGUAAAAGCAACAGAUGGACGUUGCGUUAAGCCCGAAGAGUGCCCAAGCAAAAGCAGAAAUGUUGAAAAGACCUGCCUGGACAAGCCAGAUACAGGAAUGUGCAGAGGCUACUUCCCAAUGUUCUACUACGACGUCCAAACAGGAACUUGCAAAGAAUUUAUCUACGGUGGUUGUCAAGGAAACGGAAACAGAUACGCUACUGAAGAAGAAUGUCUGGAACAUUGCAGAGAUGUGAAGGAAAAGCAGUCUAGCUCCGACAUCUGCGAAUUAAACCCCGAAACUGGCCUAUGCCGUGGAUAUUUCCCUAGGUAUUACUUCGACAAGCUUACGGGGCAAUGUAAACGCUUCAUCUACGGAGGCUGCGGUGGAAACAAGAACAACUUCGUGACAGAAGCGGAAUGUGAAAACGUUUGUGGUAGCAGUAGCUUAGCAGCAGCGACUAAGGAAAUAGACUGCAGUGCGCCAGCAGAGCCGGGUGUUUGUGAUGCUUAUAUGCCAAGAUAUUAUUUUGUUCAAAACGAAAGCACCUGCAAAAAAUUCAUCUAUGGAGGAUGCGGUGGUAAUUCAAAUAAUUUCCGCACUGAAGACGAAUGCAGGAAAAAUUGCAAAGAUGCCUCUGCUUGUGACCAAGAGAAAGUCGUAGGGCCAUGCAUGGCAUACUUUCGCAGAUAUUUCUUUAACAAGGAGACCCAAAAAUGUGAACUUUUCAUCUACGGAGGAUGCCGAGGCAAUGGCAACAACUUUUCGACAAAAGAAGAAUGUGAAUCUACGUGUCUUGCAUGAUUUCUGCUGAAGAAACUUUGAAUAAUGUACAUGAAUUAUGCUCAAUAAAAGAUAAUGUAGUUAAGAAA
Stegodyphus dumicola is the source of this 2226-nucleotide messenger RNA. RefSeq names its product papilin-like. Lineage: Eukaryota; Metazoa; Arthropoda; Arachnida; Araneae; Eresidae. The record is from RefSeq and is a predicted model, not a curated record. Gene Ontology annotation, molecular function: serine-type endopeptidase inhibitor activity.